Molecule: messenger RNA, 204 nt
Organism: Lindgomyces ingoldianus
Lineage: Eukaryota; Fungi; Ascomycota; Dothideomycetes; Pleosporales; Lindgomycetaceae
Exons: 1
Source: RefSeq, a predicted model, not a curated record
AUACGAUUCAAAGAUGCAAUUGGACGCAAGUUCAGUCUCCCCUGGAGCCUAUGCAAGACAUGGAAGGGUAUGGAGGAGCUUAUUAAGCACGCCUUUACAGGCGUUGAGCCUCUUGGGCCACAUGUACUGGAGGGACACUAUGAUCUCGUUGGCGAAGAUGGGGAAAUUAUUCUUCCUCAGGUUUGGGAAACUGUAGUGCGACCU